This is a messenger RNA of Emiliania huxleyi CCMP1516, 492 nucleotides long. RefSeq lists its product as hypothetical. The transcript is spliced from 4 exons. Bases 1 to 492 code for a protein of 163 amino acids. NCBI's taxonomy places the organism in Eukaryota, Haptophyta, Isochrysidales, Noelaerhabdaceae. The record is from RefSeq and is a predicted model, not a curated record.
AUGGACGCGUGCUACUCCACCGCCGCCGGGCGACCGCCCAGGCACGAGAUGGCUCUCGAGGUGAAGCCGCUCCACCUCCCGGGAGAGUACGUGACCAGCUACCGCGGCGCGCUGCUCACCCGCGACCAGGCGGCGGAGGCCUCCCGCCGCCACGGCAGCUCGUACCUCUUUGCUCUGGGCGACGCCUCUCGCUUCCUCAACCACGCGGAAUCGGGCAGCCUCGUCGCCGCGCCGGCCGUGGGCGGGCGGGGAGUCGAUUUCUUUGCUGCGCGGGACCUCGCAGAGGGCGCCGGGCUAGGAGGAGACGAGAGAGCAGGAGAGAGCAGGAGAGAAGAUAAGCAGGGUGGGGUUGGGGCCGUACUCAGCGUUGGCGCGUCUGGAGCAGGCACCGAGCUGAGCUUUGACUAUGGCGUCGGCUAUUGGGCGGGCCGAGAGGACGACCCUGCGCCGGGCCGCGCGCUGGUGUUUGCCGCUGUGAUCUGUGAUCUGUAA